This is a messenger RNA of Aplosporella prunicola CBS 121167, 3097 nucleotides long. RefSeq lists its product as uncharacterized. Lineage: Eukaryota; Fungi; Ascomycota; Dothideomycetes; Botryosphaeriales; Aplosporellaceae. Bases 93 to 2975 code for a protein of 960 amino acids. The record is from RefSeq and is a predicted model, not a curated record. The transcript has 10 exons.
AAAUCUGCUAGCCCGCAGAUCACAAGUUUCUGUAGCCAGAAAUGACCGACGAAGUCCGCUCCUGAGCCCGAAUUACAGUAAAUGAAACGGUGAUGGCCUUAUGCCCUACUGCUGAAGCCUUUGAAGCAGCAAAGAAAGAAUUUAUUAGCUCGGUCAGGAAUGGAGAACCAGAAGUCUCACACUUCGCUUCCAUAAGUGAAGUUUACGAUGCCACAGAAGAGAUUCAGAACGAACAAUCAAAGUCUGGCACUCUCCGAAACCUUCGAAUGAUCCAGCCAUAUCUGGAUUGCCUAAACCAUUAUGCCGGGGUUAUCGAGACUUUUGCACAGGUCAAACCUGACGUGAUAUCACUCAUAUGGGGUCCAAUCAAGAUGAUCUUGCUUGUCACUAAGACCUACGUCAAAGGGUAUGAAAAGAUAUGGGACGCUAUGGCUCAAGUGGGAGCACGGCUGCCUCAAUUUGAGAAAUAUGCCCGAGUUUUCGAGCAAUAUUCUCAGAUCAAACAAGUACUUUGUUUGUUCUAUAAGGACAUACUUGAGUUUCACUUCACAUUACUGGAAUUCUUCCAUCUCAACAAAAGGAGAAUGUUCUUCGAGAGCAUUUGGCCGAAGUACUUCGGCAAGAUCCAAUUGAUCAUUGAGAAUAUUGAGAAACACCGAAACUUGAUGGACAGCGAGGUCACGCUGGCCAACAUAAUGGAAGCAGAUGCUGCACGACUCGAUGCAUACAGGAGAUACGAGCAGAACCAAGAAUUCCAACAGCGUCAAGAUUUCAACACAGCAAAAACUUCUUUAUCACCGGCCCUAUACGACCACGAACUUGAAAGGAUCAAAAGGGAAUGUUCAGUCCAAUCUGGUAAUUGGCUGGAAACACUUGAGCAAUUUCGAAGCUGGUUGGACCCCAGCAAGUCGACGACAAGGCUGUUUUGGCUCCAAGGGAUUCCAGGUGCAGGAAAAACAUUCCUCACAUCACUCAUCACGCGCCGUAUAAAAGAACGAAAGGAUCCUUUAGCUUUCGCUUUUCUUUCCUACCAGGCUCGAGAUGAAGCUUCCACUUUGAAAGUACUUCACUCCUUCAUUUUCCAAUUGGCUAUCGAAGACCAGAGUCUGCAGCCACUGGUCUGUUUUGCUCAUAAAAACAGCCCUCGGGAGCUUUCUAGUAGUGUUGACUUCGCCCAAGGCCUUCUCAAAGAUCUACUGAAGAAUCUACCUGCAACAUACAUUGUAAUCGACGGGUUGGAUGAAAUAUUAGAAGUUGAGCGAAUAUUUCUCCUCGAUAUUUUGCUCGGUUUACACAUUGAGCAUGAUAAUCUCAAUCUGCUAUUUAGUAGCAGAGCCGAACAUGAUAUUUCCCGGCUUCUGGAGCCCAAGGCUCAACCAACCCGAGUCCAGGAUAGAAACAGUCAAGACAUUCAAGUGUAUGUCGAAAAAAGAAGAGAUGGAUGGCUUCGGAGGCUUGAUAUCGACCUUGAAAUCGCGAACGAGGUUCGUUUGCUUAUGGAAAAUAUCGGGGAGCGUGCCAAAGGUAUGUUCAUGUAUGCGAGGUUGGUGUGUGACAACUUGGAACUCCAAACCGACCUUGAUGCCAUCAAAGAGGAAGCAGCCAACCUCCCAAGCGGACUGAAUGAAGCAUACGGGCGAAUUAUGGUUAGAAUCCAGCAGGACCUUAGACCGCAAGAACGUCGUGAAGCAAAGCAAAUUUUAGAAUGGGUUGGUUGCUCGUUAAGUCCAGUGUCCGAGAACGAGAUAAAACUGGCACUCCUGGUAUCGCGUGGCGGAGACUUAUCUAAAGGUCCUCGAGGGAUCUUUACAAACAUAUUCCAACGAUGUGGCCCAAUCAUCGAAACCGUGAACGGUUUCAUUCAAUUUGUUCACUUCAGUGCAAGAGAGUAUCUGUUCCACACACAUAGUGGACGAUAUUUGAAAGAAGCUGAUGGGCAUGCAAACAUUGCUUCGGCUUGCAUUCGCUACCUUUCAUCUGACUGCUUCGACCCGCAUGUUCAGGAUAGCUCUAUGCAAGAAUUCGUCGUCAAAGGAUCCUACGUUUUAGAGAACUACGCCUACCUACACUGGUUUGACCAUGUUCAGAAAUGCGCUGACGUAGCUCCGGAAACGAUUUCAAAUGAAAUCAAAGACCUUGCAGGAAAGCGAGCCAACCUUGGUUUCGAUCGAACCAGCGGAACCAAUUCUUCAAAUUUAGUCUACAAGGUCUUCCAAAAAUUUCCUGUAGACUUGCACGAGAUCCUUCUUGACAUGAGUGCCUUCUGGAGAUCGCGGAAUCACAACUUCUGCUUUGAGACCGUUGAAUCGUGGAAGAAUUUCGACCCACUCAUAAUAUCCGCGCAACACUCUCGAAUACAAACUCGCCUGGAAACAAUACUCUGUUCAACCCAAGCGACGCAUGAGCCAGGAUGCAAAUGCACAGUGUUGCAAAGCACAUAUGGUACCUGUCUCUACAAAUGUAGUAGGCCAGGAUGCCCCCGAUUCAGAACUGGGUUCGAUAGCAACAAGGAAAGAGUGAAUCACAUACAAGCUCACAAUCGACCAUUCAAAUGCGAUUCCAGGGAUUGUCCUUACCGAGAGUUCGGCUUCACGACUAAAGCACUUCUCCAGGAUCACACAAACAAGCUCCACAACAAUAACAUUGGGACACCCUUAUCUCAACUAGAUACAAUAAGUGACAUCGAGGAUGCCAGAACCAUUAUCGAGGAUGCUAUAAUCUUCAACGAUCUCGAUUUAGUUCGUAGCCAGAGGGAAGUAGUUCGAUCCUGCGGUGAUAUAUUGAUCCCCCUUUGUGUUACAAGAAGGUCAUCUAGUGAAAUGCUUCGGUUACUUGUGGAAAUCUGCAAGGGUAGAAAAUAUAAGAGAUUGGAGAUACUUACAAUGAACUGUUCAACGCGCUGUUACCUAUGCGGCCGAACACUUCAGUUGAGAUCCAAGCUGUCAAAUGCAUUCAAGCCAUGGAAAAGGUCAUGACGGUCAGAGGGUACGAAACAUGUCUCUCGGUUCUUGCAGAACGCUGCUGCUCUCGCCUGAUCGCAAAAUAUUGCCUCGAAAAUGGAGCUGCUGUGGACUAUUCAUCGCCGACGCCAUUGUGG